UUACAUCGUGUGGUGACAGUGGUCUUGAUUGCCUUGAACUUUGCCAAAGAGAUGGCUUUACACACCAACAGAUCCAUGUACUGGCCCUAAUUGGUUGGGAUUAAGGCUUAUUAGCUCAUGUUGAAUACCAGUUUCUAGCAUCUUUGAUGUUAAAUUAGGUGUAAUAAUCUAUUAGAUUUAGGUUUUUUUCACCCCUCAAAUAACACUUGUGUUUUUAUUUUUCACCCCUUAAAUAACUGAAACUGGAUUUUAUCUCAUUUUAUGUGUUUUUAUUUUUCUCAAUCUCAACAUGGUAUAUAUUUACAUCCCAACAAUAGUGGCAUCAUUUUUGCUCACGCAUUUUUAAGAAACUGUAGUAGUGAUUUUAUUUAUUUAUUAUAAUUUUUUUUCUUUUACCAAUCUCAAUGGAUAUUUUGAUCCAGGAGUCUUGAAGCAAAUCAAUUUUCUGGCAGUGUUCCUCCUGAACUCGGGAAACUAAGUAACUUGACAACUUUGUAAGACAUGUCAUUCCUUGUUUACUUACACUUACUCCUUGAAUCAAAUUUGACAAGGAUGAAAGGAUAUCCAACUCAUUUGUUUGGCUACAUGUUGUUGCAACUUCAGGGUAUUGUCCUCGAAUUGAUUGAGUGGAAAUUUGCCACCUUCAUUUGCUGGGCUAAUAAAUUUGACUGAUUUGUAAGCUACUACAAUAUCUUAUAUGAUUUCCUAUAUUAUUUCAAUGAUGGUGUCAGUUCAGCACCAGUUUCUUGCACAAUGCAGUAGGAUAAAUGACAACAACUUCAGUGGAGCAAUACCUGAUUUCAUACAGAACUGGAAACAACUUACGAGAUUAGAAAUGCAUGGAAGUGGAUUGGAGGGACCCAUUCCAUCAAACAUAUCCCUUUUGAAUCAAUUAACUGAAUUGAGAAUCAGUGACAUAAAUGGGAUGGCUCCGGAAUUUCCUACCUUGAGCAACACUACAGGGCUAGUAAGAUUGGUUUUGAGAAACUGCAACAUUUCUGGUGAAAUCCCGAAAUAUAUUUGGAAAAUGAUGAAUCUGCAAAUGUUGUGGAUUCUGUAGUUUACCUUGUUGACGCGUACAACAAAGAGAGAUUUGCAGAGGCCAAAAAGGAGCUAGAUGCCCUACAUAAAAAAGAACAACAAUACUCAACCUUGUUAACACCAGAUGUUCUUUUUUUUUUUGAAAUUGAUGCUGAUUAUGUUAAAUUUUUGUUGGAAUGAAUUGUUUUUUGUUUUUUGGGGUUUAGAAUAGGGUUUUGUGUAUUGUUCCUUGUUUUUGGAAUCAAUGUUGUUGCUGCUGAGUUAUGUGUUGAAACUUGGAUAUAGAAAAUUUUAUAAUAAGACCUAUUUUGAUUA
Camellia sinensis is the source of this 1356-nucleotide messenger RNA. The record is from RefSeq and is a predicted model, not a curated record. Lineage: Eukaryota; Viridiplantae; Streptophyta; Magnoliopsida; Ericales; Theaceae.